Molecule: messenger RNA, 2958 nt
Organism: Ruditapes philippinarum (Manila clam)
Lineage: Eukaryota; Metazoa; Mollusca; Bivalvia; Venerida; Veneridae
Product: alpha-galactosidase A-like
Exons: 8
Coding region: 87-1307 (406 amino acids)
Biological process (GO): oligosaccharide metabolic process; glycoside catabolic process; glycosylceramide catabolic process
Cellular component (GO): cytoplasm
Molecular function (GO): alpha-galactosidase activity
Source: RefSeq, a predicted model, not a curated record
GUCUACUGUAGUUGGAGCGAAUAAUUCGUCCUCGAUGAUAGGGAUAUUUCGGACUUUUUACCAUUCGGCUAAAUCUAUACGUUAGAAUGGUUUUCAUAUGUAUCUGGCUGUUUGCUACAUUCUUUGCAACUGGUAUGAGUCUUGAUAAUGGCUUGGCUAGGACACCACCCAUGGGUUGGCUCACAUGGAUAAGGUUUGCCUGCAAUACAGACUGUGACUAUGACCCAAACUUUUGUAUAAGUGAAAAACUAAUUAAGGAAAUGGCAGACCAUAUGGUUCAAGAUGGCUACAAGGAUGCUGGUUAUGAAUAUGUGUGUAUAGAUGAUUGCUGGCUGGCUAAAGAAAGGGAUGAGAAUCAUCGACUUCAACCUGAUCCCAAGCGAUUCCCUAAUGGUAUCAAGCAUCUUGCUGAUUAUGUACACUCUAAAGGUCUGAAGUUGGGUAUAUAUGAAGACUUUGGGACAAAGACCUGUGCCGGGUAUCCAGGAAGUGAAUUUUACAUGCAGCUAGAUGCACAGACAUUUGCUGAGUGGGGCGUUGACUUGCUUAAGUUUGAUACCUGCCACUCAGAUGCACAUGACAAUAAAGAAGGAUAUCCUGCGAUGUCUAUGUAUCUGAAUCAAACAGGACGUCCUAUCUUGUUCUCUUGUGAAUGGCCUUAUGGGGAACUACAACAAAACUUAUCGUCAGAUUAUGGGCCAGUACGGAAGUAUUGCAAUGUUUGGAGGAAUUACUGGGAUGUUUUAGAUGAUUUCCAGUACGUGAAGAACAUUGUCAAGUUUUACGGUGACAAUAAUGCAUUGUUUCAGAAAUACUCUGGACCAGGGGGAUUCUUUGAUCCAGAUCAGGUUAUUGUUGGGGGUAUAGGAAUGAGUCAUUACCAACAGAGGGCGCAGUUGGCAAUGUGGGCGAUGUUUUCUGCACCUCUUAUGAUGUCAAAUGAUCUUAGAGACAUUCAGAAUGAGGCCCGAGAACUUUUAUUGAACAAAUACAUAAUCAGUGUCGAUCAAGAUCCCCUAGGUGCCAUGGCAACUAGGGUAUGGGUGAUUAAUGGUCUAGAGUUAUGGGUAAAACCUAUUGUACCAAAAGGAAGUUUAGCCAUAGUUUUCUUCAACACUAAGAUAUUUGGUAGUGGGACACCUAUUAGUACAGCAGCCUCAGAUAUAGGAAUGUCUAAUCCUAAAGGCUACAGGGUCACAGAGGUUUUUACAGGGAAAGACCUGGGAAUUUUUAAGCCUGAGACAAAUUUGACAGCUCGUGUGUUUACAACUGAUGCUUAUAUGAUAGUUUGUCAUAUUCUGUCAUAAGACAUACUGUGUAAGACUUGAGACUUGUGAUAUACUUAUUUAUACAGUAGUAUUUAUACAGGAUUUAAAAAAAAAUACUGCAGAUUGUUAUGUAAGACCUGCAGUCAAAUCGGAUAACUAAUGGACUUUAGGGCAUAAUGCUUGAAAUGCCAUUGAGUUCUAUGGGUUGAGCCAAUGAGGUGCUAACCAGUUAUAGUUUUGAUGUGAAUGAGUUAUUAUGAUGAGGUGCUAACCAGUCAUAGAGAUAAGCUGUCAACUAGUUAUAAAAAUUAUGUGUUAACCAGUUCCAGUGAUUUGUUAACCAGUCUUUAAUAAGCCUUGGUUGAUGAGGUGUUAACCAUUUGUAGUGAUGAGAUGAUAACCACUCAUGGCUGAAUUUUUAGAGAAUCUCUUUUCAAAAGAAGUUGGGUAUAAAAAAUAAGCCAAGUGUUUUGUUAAUGUAUUUUACAUCUGUGUGCAAGAUCAUAGUACUCUUAAUACUGUUCAAUACAAUCAAUAGCUGAUAAUUAUUCAGCCAUAGAAAGUUUGUGAUGAUCCAUGUCAGAACUCAAUAUCAUAUUAACAUAACAUUAAGUGUGUUCAGUGCAUUGUGAAGGACAUAAAAAUCCCAGCCAUGUGACAUAUCUCAAUCCUAUUAUGUUGCCUUGUUUGUUCUUUGAGAUUAAUAAUUUUAAUGCUUUUAAAUAUGAAGUUUUUAUAUUGUUUAAGAGGUAUAGUAAAAACUUAAAAAAUCCAAAAGAGGUAGAGCUUAGAUAUUAGGCAUGAGAUGUCUUCUAGUGGAUGUCUACCAAGUUUGUUCAAAUGAAACAUUGAUGGUCAAAAUUGAACCCCGCCCCAGUAUAUGUAUCAAGCAAAAACUUAAAAAAUCUUCUUGUGACAAUCCAGAAACAUCUUCUAGUGGAUGUCUACCAAUUUUGCUCAAAUGGCUUAGGGUCAAAAUUAGCCCCGCCCCAGGGGGUCAUUGAUUUCCCUUACUUAAAAAAUCAUUUUGUGAAAAACUGCAAGAGCUUAGAUAUCUGAUAUUAAAUAUCUUCUAGUGUAUGUCUACCAUGUUUGUUGAAAUAAAACUCCUAGAAUUAAAAUUGGCCCCACCACAGGGGAUCAAAGUCGACAGUUCAGUUAAAUCCCCAGCCAGGUCAAAUGUUCGUUUUCCUUCUCUUUUUUCUGUCUAUUUGCUCACCUCUAACUUAGUGAUAGGCUGAACUGUUUAAUAAAAUGUCUGCCAGAGCGAAAAUCCGAAAACAUGAACAUCUUAGCAAUAUGAUGUCAAUAUCUAAACCAAUGGUUUGGUUCUGAAAUAAUUUUACACAAAAAUUUCCUUGAUGACAGUUAACAAAGAUUUUUCAGAUUAAGCUGUCUGUUGUUUUCAAAAUGUGCUUCUGGGGUGAAAAGGGGCUCCAAUUUUACCCUCUGACCUAUUUCUCAGGUGAGCGAUGGAGGGCCCUCUUGGUCCUCUUGUAUAUUACUUUUUUUGUUGUUAAUUUUAUUUAUUUUUUAUUUUAUUCAAAGAUAUAAAUGUAUAAACAUAUUCAGUAAAAUUAACAUUAUAUAAAAAUGUAUUAUAUAAUUAUGGUAAGUUUAACCACCCUUACUUUUUCAAUUAUAAUGAUUUUUUGUAUUUUAUUUUUGUAAAUACAGAUUUUUAAAUGUG